This is a messenger RNA of Trypanosoma brucei brucei TREU927, 576 nucleotides long. RefSeq names its product 60S ribosomal protein L24, putative. Gene Ontology annotation, biological process: ribosomal large subunit biogenesis. NCBI's taxonomy places the organism in Eukaryota, Euglenozoa, Kinetoplastea, Trypanosomatida, Trypanosomatidae. The transcript has a single exon. The coding region runs from base 1 to 576 and encodes 191 amino acids. Gene Ontology annotation, cellular component: nucleolus. The record is from RefSeq and is a predicted model, not a curated record.
AUGAGGAUUGAGCAGUGUUCAUUCUGCGGUGCACCGAUAUACCCCGGUCAUGGUCAGAUGUUUGUGCGCAAUGAUUGUAAAAUAUUUCGUUUCUGCGCCUCCAAGUGCCGAAAGAACUUUGGUAUGAAGCGUAACCCAAUGAAGCUCAAAUGGACCAAGACGUUUCGUAAAGCCAAUGGCAAGGAACUUGCCGUAGAUAGCACGAUGGACUUUGAGCAGCGUCGCCACGUCCCCGUUAAGUAUAACCGGGAGCUGCUUCAUAACACCUUGAAGGUUAUGAAACGUGUGGAGCGCAUUAAGCAGAGUCGACAAGAGGCGCUUUGGGAGCGGCGUAUGGAGAGGGCACACCUGCAAGAGCGCCGUGACGCCGCGUCUGCACUUAAGCACAACAUUGAUUGGAUUGAGGACACGGAGGUUAAACACAAGGCGCGUGAUGAUCUUGUGGCGGUGCAGCAGGAGGCAGAAGUGAAGAAGCAGCAGCGACGCGAGGCCGCACGUAAGCGAGCGCAGAAGCGGCGGGAGAUGGAGAGGGCCGCCGGUGCCCCCACAAAUACUUCCGUGAAGAGUCGUCACUGA